This is a messenger RNA of Oenanthe melanoleuca, 1569 nucleotides long. RefSeq names its product crystallin beta B3 (gene CRYBB3). Gene Ontology annotation, molecular function: structural constituent of eye lens. Gene Ontology annotation, biological process: visual perception; lens development in camera-type eye. The record is from RefSeq and is a predicted model, not a curated record. Bases 694 to 1470 code for a protein of 258 amino acids. The transcript is spliced from 6 exons. NCBI's taxonomy places the organism in Eukaryota, Metazoa, Chordata, Aves, Passeriformes, Muscicapidae.
AGAGGAUUCACUUUUCUGGCAAUUUCAGUAAAGGUUUCAUGGGUAGUUCUUGGUUUCAAGAUGAGCCACACUCAGAGCAGGUAGAAAAACCUGCAAGGGCUGUAGUGAAUGGGGAUAUGUGCAGCUGAAUUGAGGAAUCAGGAUGGUUUGGGUCUGGAGGGACUCUCAGAGGUGAAGAGGGAGUCAGACCCACUACCAGCAGAGUGAAAUGCUCCCAGUUUGCUCCCCUGUGCCUGUGCAGAUGAACAGACCCUCAUCCCUCAUCGCACAGCCCAGGAUGUUCCCAGCCCGUUCCUGGGAAAUGCUGGGGAGGGAGCCAGAGAAAGAGAAGAGGCUCGAUGGAGAGAACCUGCUCAGGGCCAAAGCUGAAGCAAGAGCACCAAUCUGGAAAUCCUGAGCUGCUCCAGCUGCCGGACCUGACCGCAGCCCUGUGUCACACCUUGAGCUGGAGCUCGCACCAUCGGGGAUAUUUUGCCCGGAUUUUGCUUCGCGCUGCGCUGGGUUUCCAGGCUAAACCCUCCCGCGAACUGCUGAUGGCAGAGUUUUCCAGAGAACCUGGCAAGAAGCAGCGUGAACGUGCUGAUGUGAAUUUGGACGUUAAUCUUCUGUAAAUCGAGUGGCCCGUGGCCGAGGGACAGCCGGGAGAAAUCUGCAUGACGUUUCCAUAGCUCGCUGCGCGGCCGCGCUAUUGAGAUGAGAUCUCAUGGAUGGAAUUCCGUGGACGCAGCUGCUGUAUCAGCGCUCGGGGAAUUCUGCUGUUCUGUUCAGAAGCGACCCAUAAAUAGCGGGGCCGCCCGCGCCGCCCGGCACAGCGGAACCACACGGAGAGGCACAAUGACCGAGCAGCAAAGUCCCCCCGAGCAGAUGGCGACUGGGGAGGGUGCUGGCGAGCGAGGUGGCAACUACAAGAUCACGAUCUACGAGCUGGAGAAUUUCCAGGGGAAAAGGUGUGAGCUGACAGAGGAGCUCCCCAACAUCACCGAGAAGGAGAUGGAGAAGGUGGGCUCCAUCCAGGUGGAGUCUGGCCCGUGGCUGGGCUUCGAGCGCCAGGCCUACGCUGGGGAGCAGUUUGUGCUGGAGAAGGGCGACUACCCCCGCUGGGACUCCUGGUCCAACAGCCACAGCAGCGACAGCCUGAUGUCCAUCCGGCCCCUCCAGAUUGACAGCGCUGACCACAAGAUCCACCUGUUUGAGAACGCGGGCUACACCGGGAGGAAGAUGGAGAUCGUGGAUGAUGAUGUCCCCAGCCUCUGGGCCCAUGGCUUCCAGGACCGUGUGGCCAGUGUCAAGGCCCUGAAUGGAACGUGGGUGGGCUACGAGUACCCCGGGUACCGGGGCCGCCAGCACGUCUUCGAGAAGGGCGAGUACCGGCACUGGAACGAGUGGGACGCCAACCAGCCCCUGAUCCAGUCGGUGCGCCGCGUGCGGGACCAGCAGUGGCACCAGCGGGGCUGCUUCGAGAACAGCUGAGGGACCCCCCGCCCCCGGGGCCGCUCGCGGGGUCCCCCGGCUGCUGCCGUGACCGUAGUGUUUUUUGUGCAAAAACCUCAAUAAAGCUCUGAGCUGGAG